This is a messenger RNA of Homo sapiens (human), 5468 nucleotides long. It is a transcript of the gene TPO, whose product is annotated as thyroid peroxidase. Lineage: Eukaryota; Metazoa; Chordata; Mammalia; Primates; Hominidae. Gene Ontology annotation, biological process: thyroid hormone generation; cellular oxidant detoxification; response to oxidative stress. Gene Ontology annotation, cellular component: cell surface; membrane. Bases 1748 to 4555 code for a protein of 935 amino acids. The transcript has 19 exons. The record is from RefSeq and is a predicted model, not a curated record. Gene Ontology annotation, molecular function: iodide peroxidase activity; heme binding; peroxidase activity.
GCCUUGCACACUCAGAAACAAACAAGAGAGAUGGUCACGGCGGCCAAGUCUGCAGUUCACCUCUGUGGCCACUUCCCUCUGGAUGAAGCCCUCAGCCAUGGUCUCCUCUUCACGAGAUUAUAAGGAAAGAUAAUUCAGAUGGAAAUCUUUUUUACCCAGCCUGCUGGAAAUGCAAUGAUUGUUGCUACAAGGAUUGAAGGCAAUGGGCUGGAAACACGCACCCAGCUCAGACCCUGCCUUCGGUCGGUGCCGGAAUCCUUCCUUGACCCCAGCCUCACCGUGAGACACCGGGCCCUUCACUCAGAAAGGGCUCCGUCAGUCAGCACCUUGGCGGCCCACUACCCACCGUCCACCUGAUGGACUGCCCAGCUCCAUUCUUCUGGGGUGUGUGGGAGCUUGUCCGGGGUGCAGGGCAAGGCAAUGUGAGAGCCAGCGGGGGCUCUGCUGGACACAGGCCAUGCCCGGGCAGCCUGGCGAUGCUUGGGUCAGUCCCCUUGUCCCACUGGAGGCCCAGAUGGACACCACUUGCUCUCCCUCCUCCUACCAUCGUGAGAUAGAAUGAAAUUAAAGGUACUGCAGCAGCUCUGGGCUCUCCGUGGUUCAGCUGUGAGGACACAGUGGGGCCACAGCACAGCCCUCCUCAGCAGUGGUACCUCCAUAGCAGUGGUGCCUGCUGUGUCUCAGAAUUGUUGCAGGAGGCUGUGCUCACAAAAAUGCCAUGCACCGUGGGUGGGGGACACUGGGGAACAAUGGGCUGGUGACCCUCAGAGUUCUUUGGAACUACCUGUGGCUGCAGCUGCCCCCUUACCAUGUGAACUUCAGGACGCUUCUCUGUCAAGCAAGGCUCUUAGAAGAACGUGGUCCCGUGACAGUCCCGAGAGCGGCUCACAGAUGGCUCCAUCUCCCUCCUUCCGAGCACACCGUGGGUUCACAUUUCACUGUGGUGUGACCACCUGGCAUGCUUUAGUGGGAGUGGUGUGACCAGAGCACGCCGGGCCCCACCAAAUCUCCCCUCUGCACGCAGCGGCAGCAUGGAAACGGUGGCUGCCCCAUCAGCCUGGGACCCUGCAUGGUCAGGAUGAGCACAGCCCCUUGACAAAGCUUGGGAUGGGGGCCUGUCUGUUACUGCAUUAACCAGCCUGCACCAAUUCAGAGUCUUCUCAACUUUCAGUUUUGGAUAUAUGCAAUCUUGCGUGAACUUAUGCAUGGAGCGGAGAAUCUAAUGUACCCAUAGCUAUGGAUCUCCCGAGCACAGAUCAUGCCAAAGGUGGAGGUUGAGAGGCAGACACAGGCACUGGACAUUGAUGGAGAAGUGAGGGAAGGUGAGCAAUGAAUGUGAUGUGGACUGACACGUAAUUUGGAAACUACUAGAAGGCUCUUGAAUGGAACCAGGGAUUCUUCACACUUCAUAGAGCAGCUGAAAGGGACUUGAGCACUACUUGGGCCUUCUGACGCCAGAGUUACAGAAUGCUCUUUUGCCAAAUCAUGGAUGGCCACUCGAGCACACAGAUAUUCAGGAUCCUCUUGUCCCCGUGUGCAGAGAGGCCUGGUGCUGGAUAUCGUUUAUAGGCUGGACUGCAUGUGGACCCCGAUGACAUGGCACUUUGUUUCUGACCAGUCAGGACACACAAGAGGCCCGGCGCAAACACAACAAAGCCCGCAGACAUUCUGUCCCCACGAAGAACGGACGCCACUCGACUUCCUAGCAUCUUGACGGGCUAUCCAAGCGCGGAGUCAGUUUAUAAGAAUGAGAGCGCUCGCUGUGCUGUCUGUCACGCUGGUUAUGGCCUGCACAGAAGCCUUCUUCCCCUUCAUCUCGAGAGGGAAAGAACUCCUUUGGGGAAAGCCUGAGGAGUCUCGUGUCUCUAGCGUCUUGGAGGAAAGCAAGCGCCUGGUGGACACCGCCAUGUACGCCACGAUGCAGAGAAACCUCAAGAAAAGAGGAAUCCUUUCUCCAGCUCAGCUUCUGUCUUUUUCCAAACUUCCUGAGCCAACAAGCGGAGUGAUUGCCCGAGCAGCAGAGAUAAUGGAAACAUCAAUACAAGCGAUGAAAAGAAAAGUCAACCUGAAAACUCAACAAUCACAGCAUCCAACGGAUGCUUUAUCAGAAGAUCUGCUGAGCAUCAUUGCAAACAUGUCUGGAUGUCUCCCUUACAUGCUGCCCCCAAAAUGCCCAAACACUUGCCUGGCGAACAAAUACAGGCCCAUCACAGGAGCUUGCAACAACAGAGACCACCCCAGAUGGGGCGCCUCCAACACGGCCCUGGCACGAUGGCUCCCUCCAGUCUAUGAGGACGGCUUCAGUCAGCCCCGAGGCUGGAACCCCGGCUUCUUGUACAACGGGUUCCCACUGCCCCCGGUCCGGGAGGUGACAAGACAUGUCAUUCAAGUUUCAAAUGAGGUUGUCACAGAUGAUGACCGCUAUUCUGACCUCCUGAUGGCAUGGGGACAAUACAUCGACCACGACAUCGCGUUCACACCACAGAGCACCAGCAAAGCUGCCUUCGGGGGAGGGGCUGACUGCCAGAUGACUUGUGAGAACCAAAACCCAUGUUUUCCCAUACAACUCCCGGAGGAGGCCCGGCCGGCCGCGGGCACCGCCUGUCUGCCCUUCUACCGCUCUUCGGCCGCCUGCGGCACCGGGGACCAAGGCGCGCUCUUUGGGAACCUGUCCACGGCCAACCCGCGGCAGCAGAUGAACGGGUUGACCUCGUUCCUGGACGCGUCCACCGUGUAUGGCAGCUCCCCGGCCCUAGAGAGGCAGCUGCGGAACUGGACCAGUGCCGAAGGGCUGCUCCGCGUCCACGCGCGCCUCCGGGACUCCGGCCGCGCCUACCUGCCCUUCGUGCCGCCACGCGCGCCUGCGGCCUGUGCGCCCGAGCCCGGCAUCCCCGGAGAGACCCGCGGGCCCUGCUUCCUGGCCGGAGACGGCCGCGCCAGCGAGGUCCCCUCCCUGACGGCACUGCACACGCUGUGGCUGCGCGAGCACAACCGCCUGGCCGCGGCGCUCAAGGCCCUCAAUGCGCACUGGAGCGCGGACGCCGUGUACCAGGAGGCGCGCAAGGUCGUGGGCGCUCUGCACCAGAUCAUCACCCUGAGGGAUUACAUCCCCAGGAUCCUGGGACCCGAGGCCUUCCAGCAGUACGUGGGUCCCUAUGAAGGCUAUGACUCCACCGCCAACCCCACUGUGUCCAACGUGUUCUCCACAGCCGCCUUCCGCUUCGGCCAUGCCACGAUCCACCCGCUGGUGAGGAGGCUGGACGCCAGCUUCCAGGAGCACCCCGACCUGCCCGGGCUGUGGCUGCACCAGGCUUUCUUCAGCCCAUGGACAUUACUCCGUGGAGGUGGUUUGGACCCACUAAUACGAGGCCUUCUUGCAAGACCAGCCAAACUGCAGGUGCAGGAUCAGCUGAUGAACGAGGAGCUGACGGAAAGGCUCUUUGUGCUGUCCAAUUCCAGCACCUUGGAUCUGGCGUCCAUCAACCUGCAGAGGGGCCGGGACCACGGGCUGCCAGGUUACAAUGAGUGGAGGGAGUUCUGCGGCCUGCCUCGCCUGGAGACCCCCGCUGACCUGAGCACAGCCAUCGCCAGCAGGAGCGUGGCCGACAAGAUCCUGGACUUGUACAAGCAUCCUGACAACAUCGAUGUCUGGCUGGGAGGCUUAGCUGAAAACUUCCUCCCCAGGGCUCGGACAGGGCCCCUGUUUGCCUGUCUCAUUGGGAAGCAGAUGAAGGCUCUGCGGGACGGUGACUGGUUUUGGUGGGAGAACAGCCACGUCUUCACGGAUGCACAGAGGCGUGAGCUGGAGAAGCACUCCCUGUCUCGGGUCAUCUGUGACAACACUGGCCUCACCAGGGUGCCCAUGGAUGCCUUCCAAGUCGGCAAAUUCCCCGAAGACUUUGAGUCUUGUGACAGCAUCACUGGCAUGAACCUGGAGGCCUGGAGGGAAACCUUUCCUCAAGACGACAAGUGUGGCUUCCCAGAGAGCGUGGAGAAUGGGGACUUUGUGCACUGUGAGGAGUCUGGGAGGCGCGUGCUGGUGUAUUCCUGCCGGCACGGGUAUGAGCUCCAAGGCCGGGAGCAGCUCACUUGCACCCAGGAAGGAUGGGAUUUCCAGCCUCCCCUCUGCAAAGACUCCGGGAGGCUCCCUCGGGUGACUUGGAUCUCCAUGUCGCUGGCUGCUCUGCUGAUCGGAGGCUUCGCAGGUCUCACCUCGACGGUGAUUUGCAGGUGGACACGCACUGGCACUAAAUCCACACUGCCCAUCUCGGAGACAGGCGGAGGAACUCCCGAGCUGAGAUGCGGAAAGCACCAGGCCGUAGGGACCUCACCGCAGCGGGCCGCAGCUCAGGACUCGGAGCAGGUGGGCCACACCAUGCCGCAUGUUUCCAGCUGCCACCGCAGUGGUUGGACAGGAUCUGGGUGUCGGAGCAGCUCUGCUGGGGCUCCCUGCAUAUUUCUGUUUACUCCGUGUUUCCUAGUCCGUUCUGCACCUUCCUCCGGGAGGUUUUAUUUACAAGCUAAUGACAGUGAGCCAGAAUGUGAGCCUGCUUAGUGAGAGGAAUGAAGAUGCCUUCCAUUUGUACAAACCGGUUCCAAAACUAAGGGCUCACUUUCAGGCGUUUGCUUCCACUUAAUCUGAGGAUCGGCUGGAAGCACAGGAGAGGAAGGAGAAGCUGAAGCAAAACCCUGACUUUUAAAUUCUGAUUUUUAAGUGGAAUAGUUAUAAUCAGUGUGGAAAAAUGUGUAUGUUUAUGUUUUACCCCCUUACCUUGUAUGCAGAACCCCAAGGGAGGCCAUAUCAAAAACUCACUUGUGUAAGUCUGACUUUUGAACUGAGAGAAGCAGAGAGCAGAACAGUGGCCUCCAGAGGGGAGUGGGGAGGUGCUGGUCACAGGCACAAAGUCUCAGGCAGGAGGAGGGCGCCUCAGGUCUGCUGCACGGCAUGGGGCGCACGCUUCCUCAUAAUGAUCGCAUGUUUCAAAAUUGCUAAAACAAUAGGUUUUUUUUUUUUUGAGAUAGAGUCUUGCUCUGUCGCCCAGACUGGAGUGCAGUGGCACAAACAUAGCUCACUGCAGCUUCGACCCUCCUGCUCAAGCAAUCCUCUUGCCUCAGCCUCUUGCGUGGCUGGGUCUACAGGCGCUCACCACCAUGCCUGGCUAAUUUUUAAAUUUUUUACAGAGAUGCAGCCUCGCUAUGCUGCCCAGGCUGGUGUUGAGCCCUUAGGCCCAAGAGAUCCUCCAGUCUGAAACUCCCAAAGUGCUGGGACCACAGCCACCCACUAAAAUAAUAGAUUUUAAAUGUUCUAACUGCCAAAAAAAGAUGUGAGGUGAUAUGUUAAUUAAUUUGAUAUAAUCUCUCCACAAUGUAAAGGUAUCAAAACCAUGUUUAAAACAUAAAUAUAUGCAGUUAGUAUUUGUCAACUAAAAAUACAAAUUUUAAUUUAAACAAAGUCACUUACUUGCAUA